AUGGCAUUUGAAUGCCAGCAGACAGUAAGAAUUGGCUCAAAGGACACCUCAAUAGAUUGCUUAGAUAAUCUGCCCUCUGAAGAAGUUGACAAACGUCAAGUUAUAUCAACUAACAAUAUCAAAAAAUUUACUUCUGAGUCUGAAAAUCCAAAAUGCACAUCAACAUUAAAAGCCAAAACAGCCCUUCCUGUCAAUGAAAGUUUACACAAUUUUAGCCAGUCCAUCACUGACCUUCCCCCGGCAUUGAUAUCCGAAAUCCUCAACUGCCUUGAUCCAAAAGAUCUGGGCAUUGUGUCCUGUGUCAACACUUAUUUGUAUAGGCUUGCAUCCGAACACCAUGUGUGGAAGGAGUUUUACUGUGAAAGGUGGGGCCAUCCAAUAACGCUGGCCAAUUUUGGGCCAGGGAAUUCUGACAAGAGAUCAUGGAAGGAGCUGUUUGCGCAGAGGGAGUUCCAUAGCAAGACUUUUAUGGGUCGUUUUAGUAUUGAUACUCUGUAUGGGCAUACUGAAGCAAUACGGGCAGUUUUUGUAUUGGCUUCUAAGAAGAUUGUUUUUACUUCGGGUUAUGAUCAGAUUGUGAGAAUGUGGGACAUGGAGGAAGGGUUGUCAAUCGCAUCGUCCAGGCCUCUUGGGUGUACUAUUCGUGCAUUGGCGGCCGAUACAAAGGUUUUGGUUGCUGGGGGUACAGAUGGGUUCAUACAUGGUUGGAAGGCAGACGAUGGGAAUACUCACUUAUUUGAUCUCUCAGGUUCUGAUGUACACCUUUGGGACAUUACUAGUGGAACUCCUCUCGCAAUUAUUAAUAAUGCACAUGCUGGCAAUGCAUAUUCUUUGGCAUGUAGUCACACUGGGAAGCUCCUGUUUACUGGAGGAGAAGAUGCUUCUAGUGAUGGGAAAAUAUCACUUAUUGAUGUGAGAAAAUUGUUGAAAAAGACAAGCAAGUACUCUUCAAUUGAAAAUACUUUUAAGGGCAACCACAUGGACCAAAAACAUGUAGAACCUCCUCAAAGAAUGCUCCAUGGGUUUGGCUGCAAUUUGUUCUCGGUUGGCAUUGGCUGUGAUCGUAUUGUUUGUGGAGGUGAAGAGGGUGUUGUCAGGAUCUGGAACUUCUCCCAAGCUCUGGAGAUCGAGCAGAGAGUCCGCACUUUGAGAGGCAUGAGGCUAGAAAACAGGAUGAGGAGACGUAAGCUCCAAGCAGAAAUAAAUAGUAAAGGUAGCCACAGUGAGCAAUGUUUAGUUGCUGCAAAGAAGAACCAAACAAAUGGCGACAGGAAUGGGUGGCAUUAUAAGCACAAGGAACACGGGCAUAUUGAUGCCCUGGAAAAGGGAUUUUCAAGUGAAUCAUCAGUGAAGGCAAUGUAUGUCAUGGGAGACUCUUCUGUUGAUUGUGGAGGCAACACUCCAUUCUACAAUCUCAUACACGACAAGCUCUCCUUGUAUCCAUGCAAUGGCUCUGAUUCAAGCUUGUUCCUCAUCUUCUUGAAUCAGAGUGAGAAUGGCAGACCUCUUUCAUUAAAUAUUGCAGCUAAGAAAAUGAAUUUGUCAUAUGCCAAACCGUUUUACUGCCAAAAUGGAUCAAUUCAUGACCUUCGAAUUGGGGUGCAGCACAAGCUACUAUCCUAUACGCAGGGAGUCAAGGUUACGAGCCUCUUAACCAGCAAUUAUGCCAAAUGUUCGAGACUAUUCAGCUAUUACAGCUUUGGCUCAGCCAAGAAGUUGCCACACAAUUCUUGGAAUCUUCCGUCUUCUACCUCUCCCUCGGAAAAGACGACUUCAUCGGUUACUUCCUUAAUAUCUCAUUCGGGAUAA
This is a messenger RNA of Fraxinus pennsylvanica, 1809 nucleotides long. Lineage: Eukaryota; Viridiplantae; Streptophyta; Magnoliopsida; Lamiales; Oleaceae. The record is from the annotation of a GenBank genome assembly.